AUGCCCUUUUUUACCAUACAGCAGUGUGCAAUACCUGCUGUGACUUUUCUCGUCUGCCUCAUAGCAUAUCCAUCGUUGUGGCUACUUCGACGACUGGGACCUCAGCCCCUGACCCAACGACAAUCCAUCAUACUCCAUGUAUAUGCCGCGGUAAUCAUUUAUUGCUACUACAAGGCAUGCUUCACGGACCCUGGUAGAAUUCCCAAAGAUUGGGUGCCAAAGCAGAGCGAAUCAGUCAGAGGCAAAAACUCGGAGGAGGAACGUCAGCGUCAAAGAUGGUGUCGUAAGUGCCAGGCCUUUAAGCCCCCGCGGGCUCAUCACUGCAAGACAUGUGAAAGGUGUAUCCCCAGGAUGGAUCACCACUGCCCUUGGACAGCCAAUUGCGUUUCUCAUACUACAUUUCCGCACUUUGUUCGCUUCUUGUUCUAUGCUGUUGCUGGCAUGUCACAUCUCGAAUGUCUUCUUGGGUCGCGGAUGUAUCAUCUAUGGACGCAGAGCGAUCUACCAAGUUAUCUUGGUCCAAGCCCAGGCCUGAUGUUCGGCCUUUUCUUCAUUACCGCUUUGAAUUCUGUGGUCGUCUUUGCGUUGUUCAUUCUGCUCGCUCGCACUCUGUGGUGUUUGGGGGCGAACACAACCACUAUCGAGGGUUGGGAGAUUGAGCGACACGAGACACUGCUUCGUCGCGCGAGGUAUCUUGGUGGAGUUCUCGAAGGCCCUAAUGGAGCCAAGAUACGCAUCACCAGACAGGAAUAUCCAUGGGACAUUGGAAUCUUCUCAAACAUUGCUCAAGGCAUGGGUAGCUGGAAUCCUCUUGCCUGGUUCUGGCCGUUUUCCUUCACUCCAUCCGUGGAGAGUGGACUAGAGUUCAGAGAUAAUGGUCUCGAGGCUCCUGGUACUACAUGGCCUCCGCCAGAUCCGGAUCGCAUGUUCCGCAUUGCGCCUACAGAGAGAGCUUUCGAUCCAUCAAAAGCAUUUACCCAUUCCAUGGACCCGGACGAGUUUUACAAGAGGCAACAGGCUGAUCGCAUGCGUCCUUCGUUCGAUACAGAUACUUCUGAGCUUCGCCGCAGGCAGCCUUUCCAUGUGCGAUACGAUAAGAAAAGCAGCCAAAGACGUCGCGACGAAGACUAUGCUUACGGCACUGAUAACGACUCGGACGGCGAAGAGCACGAGCAAGAUUCACAUGAUUGGCAGCCAAAGCCAGGGGAAGGUGAAGAGGGCUGGCGAAACUCGGAGGGUGAAAGAUUAGAAGACUUUGGUGUUGACGAAGAUGUUGAGUUCUAUGACGAGGACGACGUGCCGCUUGGUGAGUUGAUGAAACGGAAGAACCUGAUCAAUAAUGGUACCACGCAUUGA
Molecule: messenger RNA, 1356 nt
Organism: Aureobasidium namibiae CBS 147.97
Lineage: Eukaryota; Fungi; Ascomycota; Dothideomycetes; Dothideales; Saccotheciaceae
Product: palmitoyltransferase with autoacylation activity Pfa4
Exons: 5
Coding region: 1-1356 (451 amino acids)
Biological process (GO): peptidyl-L-cysteine S-palmitoylation; protein targeting to membrane
Cellular component (GO): Golgi apparatus; endoplasmic reticulum; endoplasmic reticulum membrane
Molecular function (GO): protein-cysteine S-palmitoyltransferase activity
Source: RefSeq, a predicted model, not a curated record